Bombina bombina (fire-bellied toad) is the source of this 2087-nucleotide messenger RNA. RefSeq names its product RAN binding protein 3 like (gene RANBP3L). The transcript has 15 exons. Bases 223 to 1803 code for a protein of 526 amino acids. Lineage: Eukaryota; Metazoa; Chordata; Amphibia; Anura; Bombinatoridae. Gene Ontology annotation, cellular component: cytoplasm; nuclear pore. The record is from RefSeq and is a predicted model, not a curated record. Gene Ontology annotation, biological process: protein export from nucleus. Gene Ontology annotation, molecular function: GTPase activator activity.
CUAUCCAGUUCUGUCUGCUUUGGUUACACGUAGGCUCUGCAUAUCCUGCACUUAUCUUUGCUUUAGUGAGGAGCAGGAACUCGUGUUUUUAGCAGGGGAAUGAGUCAUAGGACAGGGCUGCUUUGUGCCUGUGUAAUCUUGGGGACUUUAUUUUACAGAGAAUCUUAUUUAUUUUAUACAUCCCCCAGCUAGCAGGCAGCCCAUCCUUGCAGUGACAUAGGUAUGAGAAAUCAGCAAGCUCCAGCCAUCAGAGUGAAUACUUUCUACCCUGAGAUAGAGCCUCUGUGCAGAGAUUCCGCAGCUACUUGUAGGUUAUACGGCGAUAUCGCUGCAGGUCACCCUAAGAAAGUUCCGAUGUGUCUGACAGCUAAGGAACAAGGAGCCGCUGUGGCCGCCCAUGGGCAGCUGCUUGCAGAGAGGUUGAGUAACAAUGAGAGGGAGAAAUACCAGCACAGCGCUAAAGAGAAAGCACCAAUUGUACAACCAGUAUUUGUGAUAGAAAAUAAAGAACGACCAAUUAAGAGGCAUGCAGUAGACCUGGUCUUAAGAGCUGAGAAUGGACUCAGUGCAUACCCAGAGAAGAGAGCACGGUCUUCAUCGUUUACAUGCAGGACCUCUCAUUCCUCCAGUCACACAGAUUAUAGAACAACUGAGAAACGUGUGCGAUCAUCUUCAUUUACACUACUACCAGCGUUCCCAGCGAUGAAGAAUAAUAUUUUUAUGCCGUCCACAUUGCUGAAAGAACAUUUUGAGAGUAGCAUUACUGAAUCAGGGAAAGUUCAUGAAUGGAAUAUAAUCAAACCAGCAACUCUACAGCCCCCCAAAAUAACUUUGUGUCAGGAAGAAAAACUUACCUGGGCAGGAACUGCCUCCUUAAGAUGUCAACCUGAAGAUAAGCCUGUUUUAUCUGAAGAACAAAAUGAUACAACUGUAAAUGAUGUUGACAAACCUCGGCCAGCUAUUCGGCCCAGUUGUAUUUUGGAAACAAAAACAAGAAAUCAUCAAUCAGAACCAAAGUUUACAUCCAAUAAAAAUGUUCCAGAUUUUGUCUUUGGGGAAAACAUGGAUAAGCGAGUUAUGGGAAGUCCUCAGUCAGGCUUUCAAACCAGUCUGAACCUGGUGAAACCCAAUGUAAAUGGAAAGACGUCAUCUCUAAGCAGCUGGUCUUAUCAGAAACACAACACAAGUGGGAACAAAACGCUGAUAGAAUCGGCAGCUGCCUAUACUUCAAAGCCCAGCAUCAAAUAUGAACUUGAUAAAGUGGAAAUUAUAACCGGAGAGGAAUCUGAACGCAAUGUUCUUCAGAUAAACUGCAAACUCUUUGCAUUGAAAAGAGAGACCCAGGUGUGGAUAGAAAAAGGCAGAGGGUACCUGAGACUUAAUGACACAGAUCGCAAUGACAGCGGAAUGUUCAAGUCAAGAAUAGUGAUGAGAAACCAUGGCAACCUGAAAUUGGUGUUGAACAGCAAAAUCUGGGAUGGAAUGAAGCUAGAGAAAGUGAGUCGAAAGAACUUGUGCAUUACUGCAACCGAUCUUGAAGAUCAGAAUGUUAAAGUAUUUCUCAUCCAGGCCAGUGUGAAGGAUGCAGGGCGCUUGUAUGCUGCUAUCCAUCAUCGUCUUGUAGCUCUGAGAAGCUGCAAAAAGAAAGAGCCAGAAGCUGCAACACAAUCUGAAACCAAGGCAGACUCGGACAUGCACCCACUAAAUUAUGAUAGUGAUGAUGAAGAUGAAAUGACUUCAUUCUACAGCAAACAUUCUGAUCACAUCGAGAGGAUCCGUAGACGUCCCAUCUUAUAUUCCUGACUAUCAGAUUUGGUUCUGCACAGGACUCGGAUUGUUACCAUGAACAAUUAUCACAUAGGAGCAAUAAGCAAUAUCAUUUGGCACAGCUGACAUUUUCUCAGACUCAGCCAAGUCACAAAACAUCCAUACUUUUCUAGUGAAAGAGAAAGUGACUCUGCUAAUGUUAUAUCCUGAUUUUAUUUACAAAAGAUAAGGAAAGUAAAAUUCUACAUCGUAUUUAAAAUAAUUGUAUUAACGAUGAUCAAGAAUGAAGAUUCUACUAGGAAAUAAACUGGUUUAUUAUA